Molecule: messenger RNA, 3754 nt
Organism: Armigeres subalbatus
Lineage: Eukaryota; Metazoa; Arthropoda; Insecta; Diptera; Culicidae
Exons: 5
Coding region: 475-3363 (962 amino acids)
Source: RefSeq, a predicted model, not a curated record
GUCAUCCAGCACUGCCUGCGUAAAAACUCGGUUAGCGACGGGGUACUCGUUGGACGGCGGAACAUUUAAUUUUAAUUUUCAGCACAAAUCUUGCACCCUCAGCGAAUCUAAACGGUACCGUUCGGUUGCGUAGUACUUCCAGGUGUUCGGGACAGCAGAAGUUACUCGAAAUUGGUAUCAUCUGGGCCAUCAAUCGUUCCAAAGUAUCGGGUGUUUAGUUUUUCCUUCGACAAACGCAAGGCGAGAGAAAAAGUUCCACAUCAAAGCCUCUUCCUCCACCAAGAAGAUUCCUUCUAGGGUUCAAGUGUAUGUGUGCGCGUUGGUGAGGUGCUUUAUGAGAUGAACGUACAAUAAUAUUCAUGCUGCUACUAAUGUGAUUGUGCACCGCCAUCAAAACAACAGGAAAUAAACAUUGUUCGUGGCCAAAAAGUGUAUCGGCUUGGUAACUCCGUUGAACGAGAUUGAUGUUCAACUAUGUCGAACGGUGGGAACGAGAAUAAUGAUGUAUUUUGGGCACCGGAGCACGUCGUCCAUUCGCAGCAAAAUCAGCAACAGUUCAUUGCACCCGAUGGGUCGCUACCAGCUGCUUCCAAUAGCUACUUCAACCCGAACGCAACCGGUGAACCCCAUGGUAUGAAUUACGGCCAUCCUCCACCGGGUGACAACUUUACCGUUUUGUCGGAUGGCUUCGGGAACUUCAUCAAGGUUUACCAUCAACCUAGCGAAGAUGUGAAUUUGAACAACCCAGCUGGAAAGUAUGAAUAUGAGCUGUUUUCGAGCAACAACAGCUAUAUGCGACCUGCACCGGGAUUUGGAUUUUUAUUUCCACCACAGCAGCAGCAACCUCAACAACAACCAUCUGUUCCGAAAGUCACAAAUGCUUCCCAUAUGCAGCAUAAUGCUCAGGCCGAUGUACCCGGAUCCAACACCAGUAUGUUGAUAAAUCAGUUAGUUGGAAACUGGGCUCCCACUAUCUCUGGAACGUAUUCCCCUUUCGGAGGUGGUGGCCCAUCGCUGCUUGCUGAAGGUCUUCCACGGUCUUCCGAAGCCUAUGCUCAACAGCACGAGCAACCACAGAAGCAGCAGCAACAACAACAAUCUGCACAACAGCUCCUUCAACAACAGCAGCACCAUGUUCAUCAACAGCAGCAGCCGCAACAAGCACAACCUUCUCCUGUUCAUCAAUCGGUUAGCAACUCCUCCAUGAAUUCUUCUCAGUCUCAACCCCAACACCAAGCUCCUGUGGCAAACGUAUCUGCUACGGCCAGCUACAACAAUCAGUUGAACGAUGACAACAGCGCCAAACUGAAUCAGAACGUUAAGAAACAGCGUAUCGUGGCCGAGGUGAAACCGAUGCGAAUGUCCUAUUCAGAUGUGCUGAGCAAAAAUGUUCCUUCAUCGAAUGCAGCUCACUCGUCCUUAUCGCCUGGAACUUCUACUAUGAACGGUAGCACUUCCAUUGGUACUGCCAACAACAGCGUUGCAUCUGGUAAGACGAACACCGCUAACAAUGGAAUGCAUUCCGGCGGCAACGGUUACUCAUCCAGUGGCAAUGGCAAAUCUAAUAAAGAUAAACUGCAGAAUAAGAAGUCUUCAAUGCAACAUGGAGGAUUGGCAACGUCAGACGAGAAAUCCAACAGAAAGGUUGACCGAAAUGCUGUUCUUGGCGUUCAAAAGAAAACGGCUUAUUCCAAUGUUUCAAAUCCUUCGAACAACUAUCAGCACGCGGACAAUUCCACAGUUCAUAAAACCACGAUCGGUCAAAAUGUCGCUGAUAAGUCUUCUAAGAAAACGGAUAAACCUGUAAGUAAGACUUUGAAGAGUCGUCUGAAUGAAUCUUCCGGAUUGGCCAGUGUCGGUCGUAAAAAUCGUUCCCGUAAUUUCAACGAUGCGUACACGGUACAAGAUGUCCAGGGUAACGCCUCGAAUAAGGAAUCUACGCGAGAUGAUACCGAGGACUUGGACGACGAAGACGACGAGGAUGACGAAGAAGACGAGGAAGAUUCUGAAGAGUACGAAGACGAUUCCCCUCAACAGCAAUCCUAUAUGUAUAACGUGAAGAAAAACAACAACCCCAACGAUACUCAUAUCGAGAGGAUCUCUGGUUCACGCUCGACUUAUAAGCGAGGAGGAAAAGCAUCCGCAGCGGGCCGUGGAAAGCUGGAGAAAUCCUAUCCACAAUCUACCGGAAAGCGCGGACAAAAGCCAAAAAAGAACCAGAAGUAUGUGAUGAUUCAGAAGAUUUUAAAUACAUGGUUCGAACUCAUGGUAUUUGCAAUUACUUGGCUAUGGUCACUGGUCAGCGAUGUGGUUUAUUUGAGCUUCCGAUUAUGCUGGGACUAUCUGGUGGCUGGUUAUCAGUACUGCGAGCAGCAUUUCGUCAGCAUUAAACAGGAAUUUCAGCAGAAUCGACCCGGAACAUGGUUUAAAGGCAUAUGGAAAUCGUUUGACAACCGUUUCGCGACGGACUCAAAAUGGGCUUUUUGGCGCGGCAAGAAAAAGUCGAUGCCCGUCGAAGAGCAACCGCCUCCUGGGAAAAAUUACUACAAAGAUGGUCGGCUGCCGACGACGGCGGAUGAGGCAAUGUCAUCGCUACUGAACUGCAAGGGCAAGGAUGCGUACAGUAUUCUCGGCGUUAGUCCGGACUGCUCUCAGGAGCAAAUUCGGAAGCAUUACAAGAAGAUAGCUGUGCUGGUCCAUCCGGACAAAAACAAACAACCCGGGGCGGAGGAAGCAUUCAAGGUACUGCAGCGAUCGUUCGAGCUGAUAGGAGAACCGGAAAACCGUAAAUCCUACAAUCAAAGUCUCGCAGAAGCGCUGAACGCUGAGAAGGCAUGGUCGGAGAUCAACGACUUGCUGACGCAGCUCCAUACUAAAAUCUCAGAAGCCGCUAAUACAAUAAGAUGUAGCAGCUGCUGCCUCAGACACCCGCGAAAGCCGACCGGUCGACCCCACUAUGCUGCCAGGGAGUGCAAUUCUUGCAAGAUUCGGCAUUCUGCAAGGGAGGGAGACAUUUGGGCUGAGACAAGCUUAUUUGGGCUGCGCUGGAAAUAUCUGGCCAUGAUGGAGGGCAACGUGUACGACAUUACCGAGUGGGCUAACUGUCAGAAAGGAGCCUUGUCCCACCUGCAACCCAACUCGCACAUCGUGCAGUAUCGGAUAGUGCUUGGCGGAAAUUCUCAGCAGCAGCAACAACAGGGUAACCAACAGCAACCCGAUAAGGACCCGGGCCGCUCUCGGAAGGACGUUCCAUCUAGCGAACCAAACCUGGACGACUUCCUGAACAACAUCUACGGUGGUCAGAAUCAACAACAGCAGCAGCAGGCACAGGGUGGAACCCGACGGCGACACCGGCGUAAUUAGAAUCCUCCGUUCUCGCAUCUCUUCGCUCCGUUUAGCAGUAAGGUAUAUGCGUAGUAAGCAUCGUAGUAGAGAUUAUUAACCAGUGUUUAAAAGUUUUAUUUUUGCAUAGCGUAUAUUUCCUUCCUCUUUCCAAAAGGCAUUUCGGCCUUGAAUCAAAAAAGAAAACACUAUUUAAAGAACAAUAUAGAGCCAGUACAAAGCAGUUAUUGGACAAACAUUAUAGUUGCCGUUUACAGAACCGUAAUAUCCUGUAUCUGUGUCGAUAAUGGAAGAGAAAUAUAUAUUUAUGCAGCUUAGCAAGUAGAACUACUAGCCCGUGUAAUAGAGGAAACGUUGAGAUAUUUAUCAAUACCUACAAUUCUCUGCCUAAUAAACCAUCAUCAGAAGUGAA